Messenger RNA from Lottia gigantea (owl limpet), 1407 nucleotides. RefSeq lists its product as hypothetical. The record is from RefSeq and is a predicted model, not a curated record. Bases 105 to 653 code for a protein of 182 amino acids. NCBI's taxonomy places the organism in Eukaryota, Metazoa, Mollusca, Gastropoda, Lottiidae. Gene Ontology annotation, cellular component: retromer complex; endosome. The transcript is spliced from 4 exons. Gene Ontology annotation, biological process: intracellular protein transport; retrograde transport, endosome to Golgi.
GUGAUAAAAAGAUGGCCGACUGAGAAAUUCAGAAAUUAACAACACCCAUUGAAAUGCGAAUUUACUGAUGGUUAUUUGAAUAGAUUCAUUGCUCAACAGCCAAAAUGUUGGUCUUAGUAUUAGGUGAUUUGCACAUUCCUCACAGAUGUAACAGUGUACCUAGUCGCUUUAAAAAGCUACUGGUACCAGGAAAGAUUCAACAUAUAUUAUGUACUGGUAAUUUGUGUACAAAGGAAUCCUUUGAUUAUUUGAAAACAUUGGCUAGUGAUGUCCAUGUUGUUAGAGGAGAUUUUGAUGAGAACAUGAACUAUCCAGAACAGAAGGUAGUGACCGUGGGUCAGUUUAGAAUUGGUCUUUGUCAUGGUCAUCAAGUAGUACCAUGGGGAGAUAAUGAAAGUCUAGCUAUGGUACAAAGACAAUUAGAUGUUGAUAUCCUAAUCUCUGGCCAUACUCAUAAAUUUGAAGCAUUUGAACAUGAGGGAAAGUUUUAUAUUAACCCAGGAUCAGCUACUGGUUCUUAUAAUCCAUUAGACAGUAGCGUGGUACCAUCAUUUGUUAUAUUAGACAUUCAACAGUCAACAGUAGUAGCCUAUGUUUAUAAAUUAGUUAAUAAUGAUGUUAAAGUUGAAAGAAUUGAAUACAGAAAAUCAUAAAGUUACUAGUAUAAUAUCACUUGUUGUCUUGUCAAUUUAUUAAUGUUAGAAUUUUUGUCAGAUUUUACACAACUUUUUCUAAUUUGAGCUACACAUUACACUCUUCUGAAUGGUCAUAUCAUUCAUUCAAUUCUAUCAAAGUGUCAAACAAAUUAUACACCCAAAGUACAAACAUAGGAAAACUUCAAUGGUAUCAUUAUAUGUGAUUAAUUGAUUAAAAGUAUUCUGCAGAUGAAAUUAAGAUUUUAUUAAAAGUUAUGGAAUGAGGACUAACUUCCUUUAAGUUAAUAUUUUGUACAAAUAUUUUGUGCUGUUGUAUUUUUUUUUCCAAUUUGAUUUGAUUUCAAGAAUUCAAAAAUAUGACUUUCUAUAUCUAUAACUUCAAAAAAUUCAUUAUUAUAAUAUGAUGAAAACAAUAUGGAUUCCAGUCAUAUGUUGUAAGUUCUAAAUCAUGAAAAAGACGGCUACCUUUGCAUAACUUCUAGGGUUAAAAUACAUGAAAGUUUAGCUUUUGAUGAGGUUUUAUUAAAAAUUCAAUAUCUCUAAGGGACUCCAAAGGACAAUCAAAUGAAAUGAAUAUUUUAGAUUUUCAUGCUUUUGAGGUUGUAAACAAGAUGCCUAUAGAUAUAUCAAACUCUUCAAAUAUAAUAAGUCAUCACUUGAAGAACAUGGCUAUUGUUUAUGAUUUACUAUUGGAUGAUAUAUUGUCAUGUAUAUAAGAUAUAUGUAAUAAAUAAAUAUUAACACUGAUAAA